AUGUCGACGUACACCAACCAGUCCCAUUCCCCAAACCCGAGGAACCUAAAGCACCAAAGUAUCACUCAGUCCAGCAAGUACUCGCGAUUUAUACCAUUUCCACUACCAAGGUUACUACCCACACCCAAGGCUAUCCGCGAACUACCCCCUACAGCCUAUGCCUUACUUCCCAACCCUUGGAUGUUCACAAGCUCACCCCCAGCAAUUCAAUCUCAAUCUUCAAUCCAAGAGAGACGCACAGAGUUUGAGGAAGGUCUGAAACGCUUACGCAAAGAGUUAAUGCCAACAGCCCUUUGA
Trichomonas vaginalis G3 is the source of this 297-nucleotide messenger RNA. RefSeq lists its product as uncharacterized. Lineage: Eukaryota; Parabasalia; Trichomonadida; Trichomonadidae. The transcript has a single exon. The record is from RefSeq and is a predicted model, not a curated record. Bases 1 to 297 code for a protein of 98 amino acids.